Alexandromys fortis (reed vole) is the source of this 819-nucleotide messenger RNA. RefSeq names its product small lysine rich protein 1 (gene Smkr1). Lineage: Eukaryota; Metazoa; Chordata; Mammalia; Rodentia; Cricetidae. The transcript has a single exon. The record is from RefSeq and is a predicted model, not a curated record. The annotation marks the transcript as partial.
GGUAAAGGGAAGAAAGGGAAAGGCCGGGCUAAGAGUUUCGGGAAGAAGCAGAAGCAGAAGCCGAAGAAGCCGGAAGUGGACAUCCUCAGCCCUGCCGCCAUGCUGAACCUCUACUACAUCGCCCACAAUGUCGCCGACUGCCUGUACCUUCGGGGCUACCCUUGGCCAGGCGCUGCCAAAGGGAGGAAGGGGAAGAGCAAGAUUUAAGUGAUAGAAUCCAACACACGUUUUCGUUUCCAAUAACAGAAAGUGGGAGAAAACAUUCAGGACAACUCAAUGGCGCAGGAAAAUAGGCUUACUGAAGACCAGUAACACUAGCCGGUGUACUUCUCUGUGGGAAUAAUGGCAGAGAAAUGCCCGUUUAUUGCCACUGCUAAGCCAGGCACUAGGUGGCUUCACUUUGUUUUUUGUUUUUUCUUUCAAAAAGUAAUCAGGAAAACCAAACCCAAGUGGAGUUUGUUUAAAGUCUUAAAGGAGGCACUGGCAACGGCAGUGAUUUUUAUAGUAUUAUAAUCAUAGUUCUGGACCCGAAUUAAAACCUUGUUCUCAGGAGGCAGCUCCAGUUUCUUGAGUCGUUUUCUUUUGUGAGAGGGGUUGUUUAGCGAGGAUGAGGCAAAAAGCAAAGGCUGACUUUGUGUGCACCUUCCUCUUGGGCAUUUUUUCCCCCGCUGUGGUUUGAGUUUGGGUUUUUUUUUUUUUUCUUUCUUUCAAUGCUGGGGAUGAACCUGGGGUCUCUACUCAGGAAGAGCUCUGUCGUUAAGUUACCCCAGUCCUCCCCUUUUUUAAACAAAAUGGAAAAUAAAUAAUUUGUUUUUAUAA